Molecule: messenger RNA, 1707 nt
Organism: Westerdykella ornata
Lineage: Eukaryota; Fungi; Ascomycota; Dothideomycetes; Pleosporales; Sporormiaceae
Exons: 3
Biological process (GO): nuclear-transcribed mRNA catabolic process, nonsense-mediated decay
Cellular component (GO): telomerase holoenzyme complex
Molecular function (GO): telomeric repeat DNA binding; protein binding; telomerase RNA binding
Source: RefSeq, a predicted model, not a curated record
CAACUCCAACCCGGGGCUAACGGCUCUCGCAUAGUUGAUCCGAGGUAUCCAGAUCUUCUAUUCCGGCCCGAUUCGCGCCUGGUUUCUCAAAAACACAUGAUGUUGGAGGUUCAGAAUAUCUACGCUAGAUUAACUAUGGUGGAGAAUCAAUGUAUCACCGUUGAAGGACAAACUACAAAACCGUCUGGAAUUCAACCCCCCUUUAGUUGGCAGUGGCUUACUGCUCUGCAUAUUACAUUAUUACACGAGCAUUGCGACUUCUUCCUGGCUCUACAAUAUCCAUCGCUGCCUCCUACGUUUCAUGGACUAGCUAUUCGAUACGACAUGCCGGCCCGCUUGUGGAGACAUGGGGUCGGUUCCUUUCUGAAGCUAUUACGCCGUUGCCACCCUGAAAGCAACGAAUACAUGAUUUCUUUCGUUUACAGAGCUCUCCAGAUACUAACGUGGCUCUACGAAGCGGUUCCAGCGUUUCAAGACAGCUGGAUGGAGUACCUUGGGGAUCUAGCCCAGUAUCCCAUGACAUUCACGCAGGACCGUGAACCUUGGCUACGCGUUGCCCGCUACUGGUACUGCAAGGCUGCCAACAUGAACCCAUCAAUUGGGCAUUUAUAUCACCAUCUUGGUGUAAUCGCUCGCCCUAACGCCCUCCAAGAGCUAUAUUACUUCGCCAGAUCACUGACUUGCGUUGAGCGCUUUAAGUUAGCUCGUGACAGCAUCCUGAAGCUACUGGACGACCCAAUCGAGGGGCUUCCUUCGAACUCAUUCUCGCAUGUACCACCCAUUCAUCGCAGCUACAUCCAAGCCCAUGGCGUUCUUUUGAAGAAACUUUCGCCGCAGACUUUCGAGGAUGCCAAGUUCGCAUUUCAGAACCAGCUCGAUAGCUACAUUGGCCGCGUCACUACCACAUGGAAGGAAGAGGGUGUGUACAUUGCCGUUACCAAUAUCUCCGGGUUGUUCAAUUACGGUGCCGACGACUCAAUCCUCCGUUUAGCACUCCAGCUCCACGAAAAAGGUUCGCGAACAGGAUCCAGUGAUUCAAUUAGAUCUUCAACUCCAGCUCCCAGUCCUUCAAGUCCCUCUAUCACGAGGGCGGAAGUUCCAGCCAAGCUGGAGACCCUAUUAGGCAAUUUCGCAGUCUCUCGAGCGUAUGACCUGACAAUGACGACGCUGUCUCUCGUCCUUCAACGCAAAGGCGACAAGAACGUUCUCCCCCAUGUCUACAUUCUACUUGGAUUCUUUGCCAAUAUUGCGCCUGUUGAAUACGUUAACCAACUCAAUAAUGGCGCUCCUUGGUCAGAGAUUGCCAGCUUCCUGAAUGCGUUGUUGUUAGAACGACCAGACCAGUUCGUUCCUGGACCCGUUUUCGGGGCAGACAAAGAGGACAACCAGCCAUUGCCAGAGGACUACCAGAUUCGUGGGCAAAUCUGGAGCCAAUCAUACUUUCCUGAUAGCUGGUUUUCGAGAGAGCGUGACGAGGAAGACUAUUAUCUAGAGCUUCCGUCCACAACCAAUUCUCGGACUAAACGCAUCUUUCGGCUUGGUUACUAUCUUUCUACAUUCAAUUGCUGGAUGGUCUAUAACCAGGCAUGGCAUACUUUUUCUGCUAUCAAUCCUUGAAAUCAACCUAAGGCGCAUAGAAAUCAAAAUGGAGAUGUGAACGUUUCGAGAACAAAAAAACUUCAGGCGAUUGGGACGUAUUAGGACAGG